Molecule: messenger RNA, 1028 nt
Organism: Racocetra persica
Lineage: Eukaryota; Fungi; Glomeromycota; Glomeromycetes; Diversisporales; Gigasporaceae
Source: the annotation of a GenBank genome assembly
ACAAUAAGUUACUUACUCCACAAGAAAAGAAAUUUAUUAAAGAUUCAUUUAUUAAAGGACGAAAUGUAUCUGGAAGAAAACCAAAUAUAUUAAAUGCUUUAUGCGUACGUUGUCAAUCUGAGUUAUCUGCAGAAUUUUCUUGUCUUGAAUGUAUUAAGCAACAUAUAAAAAAUAACUUUUCUAAAUGGACUUCUGGAGAUAAAAACUUUGAUUUAUGGAUUCAAUAUUUUCAACUUAGAUAUUAUGCUAAGACAAAUAAAGUUAUUGAAUGGGUACCUUUUGAAAGAUUUCAAAAUAUUGAAGUUAAAGCAACUGGAGGAUUUGGAAUUAUAUAUUUUGCUAAGUGGUUAGAUGGUUCAAUAAUUAGUUGGGAUACGUAUAAACAAAAGUUUUUAAGAGGUAGACCUGGUCCAUUUAUAUUGAAAUCCAUGAAUACUAAGAAUAUUGAAAACAUAAAUAUAAAUUUUUACAAAGAGAUAUUAAUCCAUAUGGUACUUUCUUUGGAGAGUCCAUACAUUGUUACGUGCUAUGGUUUGACCAAGGAACCAAAAAGUGGCAACUUUAUGAUGAUUUUGGAAUACCUUUUUGACGGAGAUUUGAAAACAUAUUUAAAAAAUAAAGAUAUCACACUUUCAUGGAGGACAAGAUAUUCUAUACUUCAUAAUAUUACUUCUGCACUUUCUAAAAUGCAUCAUUCAAAUAUUUUACACGGAGAUAUUCAUCCUGGAAACAUUAUAUCAUCUAGAAAUUUAUGGUGUAUUGCAUUAGCCCUUAAUAUAUGUAAUGGUACUCGUCCUGAAAUUAAUUUUAAACUUCCUUCGGAUUAUGAAGAAAUUAUGAAAAGAUGUUGGAAUGCUGAUAUUUCUUGUAGACCAAGUGCAUCUGAACUUUUAAAAUUUUUCACGACCAAUUUACAAAAGAUAUAUAAAAAUGAAUUGAUUAUUCCAGAAUUAGAUGACAGUUUGCUGAUUACAUCAGACAUUGAUAUUACUCCAAAAAUUUUUAAUACAGAUCAAGAUUCUCUAUGA